This is a messenger RNA of Prionailurus viverrinus (fishing cat), 1724 nucleotides long. RefSeq names its product distal membrane arm assembly component 2 (gene DMAC2). The record is from RefSeq and is a predicted model, not a curated record. NCBI's taxonomy places the organism in Eukaryota, Metazoa, Chordata, Mammalia, Carnivora, Felidae. The transcript has 6 exons. Bases 10 to 960 code for a protein of 316 amino acids.
CGGAUCUCCAUGAGCCCCCAGAUUGAAGCCUGCUCUGCUGUCUCAGCCUUCAGGGUUUCUGUCAACACCCAGGAAGCAAGGAGCAAGAGGCAGCAGAAGGCCUCUCCCACUAAGGCUCGCGAUGGGAUCGCAGACACGCAGCCUCUGGGGGUCGGGAAGGAUCGGACACUCCAGGCUCAGCGUCUCCUUUCCCAUCCUCCCCAGUCCCUGCACCUGGUGGCCCCAGUAUGGAAUGGGGGUACCAGGGGCAUCGGUGGCCUGAGCAGGGUGGUGGCCCCUGAGGGCAAUCAGAAGAAGGGGAGGUUGCUGCUCCAGUUCCUGGCUGACCGCUUCUAUGACGUGGAGGCUCUCAGGGACCACCUGCUCCGAAAGCGGGUGUCGAAGGUGCACCAGAAAAAUCGACCCUUCAACCACAUCAACCAGCGAUACGGUCCCUACGUCGCGGGUGCCUAUUUCAUCCUGAAGCAGGGAGGCGCGGUCAGGUUUCAGGGCAGGGAGUGGAUCCGGCCAAAUCAGCGUGGCCACUUCUCUCUGGACUUCUUGAAGUUGCAGGCGGUGCCCGUAGAGGCCGUCGAUGCCAGCGGCUGUGCCAUCAACUACCAAGGCCUGGACAACCUCUUGGCCCUGAAGGAGCUCCAGUCCCUGUGGCUGCAGCGCUGCCCCCACGUGGAUGACUGGUGUCUCAGCCGCCUCCACCCACUGGCCAGCUCGCUGCAGGAGCUCUCGCUGGCCGGCUGUCCCCGAGUCUCUGAACGGGGCCUCGCCUGCCUCCACCACCUCUGGAACCUCCGCAGACUGGACAUCUCGGACCUCCCUGCCGUGUCCAGUCCGGGCCUCACUCGGAUCCUGGUGGAAGAGAUGCUUCCUAGUUGCGAGGUCCUGGGGGCCGACUGGGCCCAGGGCCUCAAGCUGGGGCCAGAGGAGCAGCCUCGGGACACAGCCGGCCCCACCCCUGCCUAGCCCUCGGCCAGCCACCAUCAGGCUGGAUCUCAGCGGGACCCGGCAGAGUGUCCCACGGUUCCCCAUACUUCUGGCUUCCGUCGGGUUCACUCGGUGUGGGGGUUGGGCUCUGGCUGGCUGCAUCCUGGGGGGAAAGGUCACAGCUCCUGUCUCCUGUCAGGAGGCUCUGUCCACAGGCUUCUCUCCUGGGUUCCAACCAACAGUCACCUCCUCCUGCCUCUUCAGGCCUGGGGGAGGGUUACCAGCCCCAGGAGCUGUGCUCCCCCCACGGUUUCCCCACACCUGCCCACUAGCACGUAAGAGACUCUGCUCUUGUGUCCAGAGACUCUCCAAGUAUCUUUAUUUGAGUGUGCUGCUGCUUCCUGCCCGGACCUGGCUGACACGGGGGCGCUGCUGGCACGCUAGGGGAUGGGUCUUCGGGUUGUGACACCGCUCAGCUCACCGCAGGCUACGGCAUCCCUGGCCUGCACUCACGAGAUGCCGGGAGCGCCCCAGGUCCCACAGUGUUGCCGCUUACCCACGUAUUGGCUCCAAAUUCAGCGUUCUCGUUUGCUCCGUGAAAACUGACCUGGGCCUUUGCUAAGUGGCACGAAGAGGUUUGUCAGUAGAGGGCGCCCUAGAGGUUCCAGGAGGAGAGGCUUUUGCUUCCUGGUUCCUGACAAUGGCGGUGUGCUCACUCUUUGGUCUGGCUCCCUGCCCUGAGUGCUCAGUGGUCAGCAGCUUCCCCUACCCACCCCCCCCACCCCACCCCACCCCACCCCCCC